AUGGCUCUCCACCGCCUACCGCUCCUCCUCCUCGUCCUCACAGCCAUCGUACCCCUGUUCACCGCCUCCGCUUCCCACAGCCAGCUCCCGCCGGAGCACGCCGCCGCGCGCCGCCGCCACCACCCUUCCCCCGCCACCGCCAGCCCGGCCACCGUCCAAUUCCACCCCGUCACCAGCGCCACCUCCUCCAUGCCCAAAAACCACCUCGGGAUGGAUCAGAGCCCGUCAACGCUCGAGGCCAUGGCGGGGAACCCCCAGGCACUGCCCGUGCCACCCCAAGCAGCCACACCACCGCCUCCACCCCAGGCACCGGCACUGCUGCUGCAGGAGGACUCGGACUCGGAGGGGUCGUCAUCUGCUUCGGCCUCUCCAGCCGCGGCCUCGUCCACGACAACGACGACGCUUCUACCGCUCCUCAACCAGCGCGCCGCGGCGGCAUCAGCAAGCUCUGCGUCUCCCGUCCAAGCCGGCGUCGCGAGGGUGGUAGGCUGGGGCAGCGAAGAGGGGCUGCUGCCGCUGGCGAGGGUGCUUACCGCGCUGGGGUACGACGAGAUGGUAUCGGCGGCGACGCUCCACCCCAACUUACCGCGGCUCGCGAGGUGGCACGGGCCGAUCACCAUCUUCGCGCCUCCCGAUAUCUCCCUCCAGACCUCGUGCUCCAUGUGCUCGCGCCGCCGCCUCCUCCUGGACCACAUCGCCUUGGGCUACUACCCGUACUCCGAGCUCACCGCCGCCCCCACCAUCAAGAUUCCAUCGGCCUCCGUCAACCUCUGCCUCAACAUCGACACCGUGAGCGGCACCUUCUCCGUCCACCACGCCAGGCUCUUCGUUGAAGGCGUCGAGACUUCCCACCCUGAGGUCUACAACGACGGCCGCUACAUCGUCCAUGGCCUCCGCACCUUCCUGCAACCGCUCUCACGCUACUCCUGCUUCGACCGCUCGCACUCGUACCACUGCCACGGCGACAGCAUGCCAACCCGGUCGGACGCGACCUCCGUCUCUAUGUCCGCGAUGCGUGUGAGCGUCAGGAUCCGCGAGGCCAUCGCCCGCCUCCGUGAUGCAGGUUAG
Molecule: messenger RNA, 1068 nt
Organism: Triticum turgidum subsp. durum (durum wheat)
Lineage: Eukaryota; Viridiplantae; Streptophyta; Magnoliopsida; Poales; Poaceae
Source: the annotation of a GenBank genome assembly